Molecule: messenger RNA, 318 nt
Organism: Debaryomyces hansenii CBS767
Lineage: Eukaryota; Fungi; Ascomycota; Pichiomycetes; Serinales; Debaryomycetaceae
Gene: RPS25B
Product: 40S ribosomal protein eS25
Exons: 1
Coding region: 1-318 (105 amino acids)
Cellular component (GO): cytosolic small ribosomal subunit
Molecular function (GO): structural constituent of ribosome
Source: RefSeq, a predicted model, not a curated record
AUGGCUCCAAAGAUGCAACAGACUAAGGCUGCGAAAGCAGCCGCCGCUUUAGCUGGUGGUAAGAAAGGUAAGAAGAAGUGGAAUAAGGGUAAGGUUAAGGAUAAGGCUCAACACGUUGUUCUCUUAGACCAAGACAAAUACGACAGAAUUAUGAAGGAUGUCCCAACUUACAAGUACGUUUCUGUCUCCGUUUUAGUUGAUAGAUUAAAGAUUGGUGGUUCUGUUGCUAGAGUUGCUUUAAGACAAUUAGAAAGAGAUGGUAUCAUCACUCCAGUCGUCAAACACUCUAAACAAGCUAUCUACACUCGUGCUGAAUAA